Molecule: messenger RNA, 702 nt
Organism: Lottia gigantea (owl limpet)
Lineage: Eukaryota; Metazoa; Mollusca; Gastropoda; Lottiidae
Exons: 4
Coding region: 1-516 (171 amino acids)
Source: RefSeq, a predicted model, not a curated record
AUGACGAGACAUCUAAGAUCAAGGUUCCUCUGCAGACCUAUGUUCAUACAAGAAAUCGUAUUCUACUUUGGAUAUUAUACAUAUGCAUACAGAACGGAAUAUAAAUUAUGUUCGGCAGGUUGCUGUUCGUAUGGGUCCUUGAAACCAUGUUGUGCUGACACUUACACUUACACUUACACGUCGUCUUCGUCCAGUACUCUGGUUAUCCUCUUUAAAGUAGGGGGUUCAAUUGGUGGAGUUAUAGUUUUCUUUAUUAUAAUAUGUGUUAUUUUUUCUUCCUGUAAGAAAAAGACAAGAGUGACUACAAGAGUUACUCCUGCUGCAGCAACCACAGUUAGUGUUUCAACCACUCAAAACACACAACAAAUUGGACAAGGGUAUCCAUACCCACCGAGUGGCAAUCAGUCGAACCCCGUCUAUCUACCGCCAAACAAUUUACCCGGACAACCAUCCUAUGGGGAAGCACCACCUCUUCCUCCAAAAUACGAUGCAGCUUUUACUUCUUUUCCACAUUAAAAGUUGGAUCUACUAGGUCUUUUGUUUGUUAUUUAUUAGUUAUCUUGCUAGUUAUAUUGGUCUGUCUGUCUUUUUUACAUAUAUUUUCUGUUUGUGUGUUUAUUUCAUAUAUACGUGAUCUGAAUAUAUGACCUUUCCUGUUUUUGUCUAUUUAAAUACCCUAUUUAAUAAACAUUUUGUAUUUUC